CUUGCGUUUAUCAGCAUCUCCAUGGAAGACCGUCUUGCAGAAUAUUUGGUACUAUGCAUCAGAUUCUGCCGUCUGAAGACAUGUACACUCCUUGAAUGAGGUUUGGGCUGCAUUGAUCGAUGAGCGAGCGCCCAUUGAACAGGCUCUUUAUCUAACCUCGGCAAUCUGCAAUCCCAAGGCAUUAAUUACUCCGCAGGACAGACGCUCAUCAUAGAAUUGACCAACGGCGCGGUUCUUACUUCGACCAAGUACGACCAAGUAAUGCCUGCAUACUUACCUGAGCAGUCUUCCUGAACCCAUACGUCUCUGCUCUGAACCACACAGUCUCGUCAUGUCAAGUCAGCGACCUAUAGGCCUCCUGUUCGAUAUCGGAGGAGUGUGUGUUCUCUCCCCUUUCCAGGCCAUUCUGGACUACGAACUAGCCCACAACAUCCCUCCAGGAUGGGUGAACUUCAGCAUUUCGCGUACUUCGCCCAAUGGCAGCUGGCACAGACUAGAACGGGGAGACAUCAAAAUGGAUGCCAAUUUCUUUGCCGGUUUUCACAGAGAUCUACAGAAUCCGACUAUUUGGAAGCAAUUCCAAGAGAAGAUCCAGGGCAAGAAUCCGCCCAGCAGUCAGUUGCCAACUCCUCCGGUGCCUGAGAUCGAUGCCGAAUUUCUCUUUUGGGAGAUGAUGAGAGUCUCGCGGACGCCGGAUCCUCAUAUGUUUCCAGCCUUAAAGAAGUUGAAGGAAUCGGGACAAUUCAUUCUGGGGGCUCUGUCGAAUACCGUCAUCUUUCCCGAGGGUCAUCCCUACAGUCGAGACCUCGACGACAAGAGAUCGCAAUUUGACUUCUUCAUAUCCUCGGCACAUACAGGACUUCGAAAGCCAGAUCAAAAAAUUUAUGAGGCUGCAUUGCAGGAAAUGAAUCGAAUCGCCAAGGAGCAAGGCAGAGGCGAAGUGCGCGCAUCCGACAUUGUCUUCCUCGAUGACAUUGGGGAGAAUUUGAAAGGUGCGAAGAAGGCAGGCAUGAGAACUCUCAAGCCUUUCCACAAGGAGGUCAAGAACAGCGCUUACUACAGCCGCUACCAGACCAAGUACCGUCGUCGCCGUGAGGGUAAGACCGACUACUAUGCCCGUAAGCGCUUGAUCACCCAGGCCAAGAACAAGUACAACGCCCGCAAGUACCGCCUGGUCGUUCGCUUCACCAACCGUGACGUCAUCUGCCAGAUCGUCUGGUCCGAGAUCUCCGGUGACAAGAUCCUCGCCGCUGCCUACUCCCACGAGCUCAAGCGCUAUGGUAUCACCAACGGUCUGACCAACUGGGCUGCCGCCUACGCCACCGGUCUCCUCGUCGCUCGCCGUGCUCUCAAGAAGCUCAACCUCGACGAGACCUUCACCGGUGUUGAGGAGGCCGAUGGAGAGUACACCAUCACCGAGGCUGCUGAGACCGAUGAGGGCUCCCGCCGUCCUCUCAAGGUCAUCCUGGACGUCGGUCUUGCCCGUACCUCCACCGGUGCCCGUGUCUUCGGUGCCAUGAAGGGUGCCAGCGACGGUGGUCUCUUCGUCCCCCACUCCGAGAGCCGUUUCCCCGGUUUCGAUAUUGAGUCCGAGGAGCUCGACGCUGAGACUCUCCGCAACUACAUCUUCGGCGGUCACGUCGCUGAGUACAUGGAGGGUCUCGCCGAUGACGACGAGGAGCGCUUCCGUGGCCAAUUCCACAAGUACACCGAGGCUGGCAUUGAUGCCGGUGACAUCGAGGACCUCUACACUGAGGCCCACAAGGCCAUCCGUGAGGACCCCUUCAAGAAGGACGAGGAUGAGGGCUCCAAGAAGACCAAGGAGGAAUGGAAGGCCGAGAGCAAGAAGUACCGCAAGACCAAGCUCAGCCGUGAGGAGCGCAAGGCCCGCAUCGAGCAGAAGAUCCGCGAGCUUGCCGCUUAAUUGGAUUUUUGUGGAGGCAAAUCGUGCUUGAUGCAUGCGUGAAGUGCGAUAGUCACAAACAAAAGUUAAUCUUGUUAACGAAUCCAAAAACGGUGACCUGGGUGUCUUUUCUCUUGCCAAGCAUUUUUUUU
Messenger RNA from Aspergillus saccharolyticus JOP 1030-1, 2055 nucleotides. Its product is annotated as 60S ribosomal uL18 domain-containing protein. The coding region runs from base 332 to 1924 and encodes 530 amino acids. The transcript has 7 exons. Gene Ontology annotation, cellular component: ribosome; cytosolic large ribosomal subunit. NCBI's taxonomy places the organism in Eukaryota, Fungi, Ascomycota, Eurotiomycetes, Eurotiales, Aspergillaceae. The record is from RefSeq and is a predicted model, not a curated record. Gene Ontology annotation, molecular function: 5S rRNA binding; structural constituent of ribosome. Gene Ontology annotation, biological process: translation; ribosomal large subunit assembly.